GACACACAACGGGUACUGUUUAUACUGUAGUGUAAUCAAACAAUGACCAUUUCCUACAGACGCCUUCCUGAAGCUGGAUGGGGUUGCAUGCCUGGUUGCAUCAGAGGAUAGUCUAUUUUUUUCUGCUCUCAUCGCAGCUAACAGCGUGGUGAGCGAGUCGGAACAUCAGAAACCAGCACUGGAACCGGGGCCACCAUCAUUUACUUUGGACUGAAAGGUCAGUGGGUCAGUGUUGCCUGAUUGAGACUCAACAUGCCUGUGAUAUUGGGGGAGGCCAGCGUCCUCACCACCCCUCUCUCGUUGGUCCGCAUCUGGGCGCUGGUCUCUGGCUGCCUCACCUUCAGCCUGGUGGCCUCCCUGGGUCACCCGCAGCUUGCUGGCUCCGAGGAGUCCCUGCGCCAGACUUUACGGGCCUUCUGCAUGUUCACCUGGUGCUUCUUCUUCAUCCUCACCCUCAUCAUCAUCCUGGUGGAGUUCAUCCAGUUUCAGAGCCUGCUCCCCAUUUCCUGGAAGAACCUGCCCAUCACAGUGGCGGCCCUGGGGGCGCUCAUGUACCUCAGCACCUCCGUGAGCUUCCCGUGGACGGUCAUGACAACAAACGUCGAGCCAAAGGCCAUCGCGGCCACCGUCUCCUCCUGCCUGACCUUCCUGGCUUACGCCUCAGAGACCUACCUGAUACGGCUGCAGGGCAGAGAACAGAGAGGAUACAUGGCCAGCGCCCCAGGGCUGCUCAAGAUCUUCCAGGUGUUUGGGGGUUGUUUGAUGCUGGUCUUGGUCAGCAAGAACUAUCGCUCUGACGACCCGCAGGCCUGGCUGUUCUGGCUCAAGUUGUCCAUAUACGUCCUCUGCUUCCUCAUGUCCUUGGGCACCGUGGUGGUCAUGCUGGGUGACUGCGCCAGCCGCUGCCCCCUUCCCUUCGACCGCCUGCUGGCAGGUUUCAGCCAUUUGGGUGUGCUGCUCUAUAUGGUGGUCACAGUGAUCUGCUUCACCAAUAUCCUGACUAUCCAGGCCAAAAACGACAGCUCAAAACUUGUGAUUGAGAGCGUGAUUACCUGCCUCACCCUGCUGGCCUAUACAGUGGAUUUGGCCUUCUCCAUUAAACUCUUGUGUGACAGAGGUUAA
This is a messenger RNA of Megalops cyprinoides (Indo-Pacific tarpon), 1122 nucleotides long. Its product is annotated as myeloid-associated differentiation marker homolog. The coding region runs from base 253 to 1122 and encodes 289 amino acids. NCBI's taxonomy places the organism in Eukaryota, Metazoa, Chordata, Actinopteri, Elopiformes, Megalopidae. The record is from RefSeq and is a predicted model, not a curated record. The transcript has a single exon. Gene Ontology annotation, cellular component: membrane.